ACCGUAAGUUGCUUCCAGGUCUUUUAAAAAUACUUCAAACUGCCGUGGUUGAGAUCUUGCUUUCUGCAGAAAUUGACACAUGUUAUUGCACAUAGUUGUUCCUGAUGUAAUAUGCAGUGUACCGAUGAUAUCGAAGGUAGCCCAGCGUCGCCUACUUUUAUUUUCAUUCGCCCAGUACAACCUGGUGCUUCCGAUAAUAUUGCUGGCCCUCCAUCAUUAACAACACUACGCAAACUUUUGAGUAGUAUACCCGUGUCAUUCAUUGUGUAUUCUACAGCAUCAAAAAUAUCUUCUCCGGCCAUUGUAUCUUUGAGCGGUAUAACGUCUAGUAGUUCGUCGGUGAUAGUAAAGACUAUUUCGACACCCUAACGAAAACAGCUAAUUAUGC
Messenger RNA from Acanthoscelides obtectus, 388 nucleotides. The record is from the annotation of a GenBank genome assembly. NCBI's taxonomy places the organism in Eukaryota, Metazoa, Arthropoda, Insecta, Coleoptera, Chrysomelidae.